AGUACACGUGGCAUGCAGAUACAUGCGUGUCCUACAGGGGGCGACAGAACGACCUGCAGGGCAUUAUGGGGCGGAGAUGGCAUUCUAGUACACAGUGCACACACGGACGACGGCAAAGCAAGGCUAGUACGAGGCCUGUAACACACCUGCGAGCGGACAUAGAUAUCGAUUAAAAGCACACAAACAAGCAAAGGUGUCCUGCAGACGGGAAUCGGCUCUCGGAUUUCGGUGUCAUGGCUCAAAAUGCUCUGAUGAGCAGCGCGGAGGACGUGGCGGAUCAGUUCCUUCGAGUGACGAAGCAGUACCUGCCCCACAUAGCGCGUCUCUGUCUGAUUAGCACGUUCCUGGAGGACGGCAUUCGCAUGUGGUUCCAGUGGAGUGAGCAGAAAGAAUAUAUCGAGACGACGUGGGGAUGUGGCUUCUUCCUGGCCACACUGUUUGUUUUAAUCAACUUACUCGGACAGCUGGGUGGUUGUAUACUGAUCCUGAGCAGGAAUUUUGUGCAGUAUGCCUGCUUCGGAUUAUUUGGGAUCAUCGCCUUACAGACUGUUGCCUAUAGCAUUCUUUGGGACCCAAAGUUUUUGAUGAGGAAUCUGGCUCUGGGUGGAGGGCUGCUGCUGCUGCUUGCAGAGUCGCGCUCUGAGGGCAGGAGUAUGUUUGCUGGGGUUCCCACUAUGAGAGAGAGCUCUCCGAAACAGUACAUGCAGCUGGGUGGCAGAGUCCUGCUGGUGCUUAUGUUUAUGACACUGCUGCACUUUGACACAAGCUUCCUCUCGGUGAGCAAAUAUCCUCAGGCUGGUAAAUGGGUGAAUCACAAAGAAAUCUCUAUAUAUAUUUCAUCUAGAAAUCAAAAGUAAAAAAGAAAUUGUUGCACGUAAAGAAUAUCCCGUUUUAGGAUUCAAAAUCUUUAGGAUUAAGAUUUUUUUUUUCUUUUGUGACAUCAUUUUCAUGACAAUUAAGCACCUUUAGCACUAAGUUCUCUUUGCUG
Molecule: messenger RNA, 988 nt
Organism: Sinocyclocheilus rhinocerous
Lineage: Eukaryota; Metazoa; Chordata; Actinopteri; Cypriniformes; Cyprinidae
Product: surfeit locus protein 4-like
Exons: 5
Coding region: 234-857 (207 amino acids)
Biological process (GO): Golgi organization
Cellular component (GO): membrane; endoplasmic reticulum-Golgi intermediate compartment; endoplasmic reticulum
Source: RefSeq, a predicted model, not a curated record